UAUUAUUUUUGUUUGCGGAUAAAUAGUGUUUAACCGCGGCACCAAUUCAUAGGAUCAUGAAAGCUAGAAGCUACUUUUUUAUUAAUUAAUAUGAUUUUUCAAUCAAGCACACGACGAGUCGUAGUCUGGCCUAUUAUGGACCAACGAUCUUCAUCGAUUUACAUUUCAUUAACAUGAAUCGAUGGUCGCCGACUAUCGAUCCGUUACCAUUGUUAUCAAUACCAUCAAGUGAAUAUCCUCUGCUUUAUUAUUCAUUAUGAUUGAUGGUCUAAGUUUGAAACGCACCAGAUUAAUGACAUUUAUAAUCGAAUUUCGUAUUCUCUUCAAGUUGUGAUCUCGUUGGUUGUACUCGAAAACUCUUUUGAUGACGUCUGACAGUGAAAAUGCUAAUCAACAAAAAACAGGGCUUUUACAUAGUACUGCAGGAGCGUGCAGUGGAGCUAUUACUCGUUUAGUUAGCCAACCAUUAGAUGUCAUAAAAAUUCGAUUUCAGCUUCAAGUGGAACCGUUAUCAAAAAAGUCAAAUAUCUCCAAAUAUCAGUCUUUUUACCAAUCAAUUUGUCUUAUACGUAAAGAAGAAGGAAUUAAAGCAUUAUGGAAAGGUCAUAUUCCAGCACAAUUUUUAUCAAUUACUUAUGGAUUAACUCAAUUUCUAGUGUUUCAAAAAUCUCUGGCUUAUUUAUCGACAAAUAAAAAAAGAUUAAACCAGACAUCUGGUGUUCAUUUCUUGUGUGGCUGUCUAUCUUCAACAACAGCUACUCUAACAUCUUAUCCAUUUGAUGUAAUACGUACUCGUUUAGUUGCUCAAAAAUCUAAUCAGAUAUAUAUAAAUAUGAAAGAUGUGGCCUUAUCAAUAUAUAAGACUGAAGGGUUAUCAGCAUACUAUAGAGGAAUAUCACCUACUAUACUACAAAACUCUCUACAAGGCGGACUAAUUUUUAUGUUCUACAAUUCAUUUUCAAAAUGUAUUUCAACAAAUACUAGUACUAAUAAUACUUUUAACGAUCACUAUCUAAAUAGUGUUAAACAAUUUGGUUCUGGAUUUAUGUCGGGAAUAGUGUCGAAAACACUUGUGUAUCCACUAGACGUAGCAAAAAAACGAUUGCAGUUACAAGAUUUUAUUCAAUUUAGAGAGGGUUUCGGCAAAAAAUUUGUGUGUAGCGGCUUAUUGGACUGUAUUCGUAGUACAGUCAAAGAUGAAACUAUUUUUGGUCUCUUCAAAGGUUUGUCUCCAUCUUUGAUGAAAGCAGGUUUUGUUACAGCGAUGCAUCUAACAUUUUAUGAGCAAAUUUUCAAGGUUUUUCAAACUCUAGUCAACAAUAUUUAGUUAAUAACAUGGUAUAAUUAAUAUGCCAUAACUAAUAGUUAAGUGUUUUACAUUUUCUGUGUUGAAUUAGUUUUUAGAAUUACAAUAAAUAAAAUACCAUAAAAUAAACAA
Messenger RNA from Sipha flava (yellow sugarcane aphid), 1438 nucleotides. RefSeq names its product mitochondrial thiamine pyrophosphate carrier-like. Gene Ontology annotation, cellular component: mitochondrial inner membrane. Gene Ontology annotation, biological process: thiamine pyrophosphate transmembrane transport. The coding region runs from base 365 to 1327 and encodes 320 amino acids. Gene Ontology annotation, molecular function: thiamine transmembrane transporter activity. The transcript has 7 exons. NCBI's taxonomy places the organism in Eukaryota, Metazoa, Arthropoda, Insecta, Hemiptera, Aphididae. The record is from RefSeq and is a predicted model, not a curated record.